This is a messenger RNA of Chrysemys picta bellii (western painted turtle), 4489 nucleotides long. The record is from RefSeq and is a predicted model, not a curated record. NCBI's taxonomy places the organism in Eukaryota, Metazoa, Chordata, Testudines, Emydidae.
UCGGGGCUGGAGAGCUGCUUGGAUGGACCAGUCCAUGGUCUGCACUGUUCUGCCCCCGCGGCAGAAAUCUCUGUCCCUGCGUUCGAUAGGUGUCCUUCCCGAAGAGCCGCUGGGAGGAGUUCUCCCUUUCCCCCAGUAACGGGGGGCUGCCGUUUGAUCUAGGUUAUUAGGUACGAUUGCGCCCCAUAAUAGCGACAUGCAUUUGAGUCGUGUUGUGUUUCCCCCCGUAGGUUGGCCAAUGAUUUGUCCUCAGAACCAUAAAAAGCAGGAGAGAGGAGGAUCCGUGAGCAAAACAUCUAUCUUCGGAAGCCUGUUUCAUCCAGCAGCUCUCAGGGACAGCCCCGCAGCAGCCUUGGUGCAGACAAGAGGAUGAAAUCGCACUCUCGGUGGGGGACUAAACAUGGAGAUACGCUGCGGCGGCCUCUUGUUCAGUUCCAAGUUUGACUCAGGGAACCUGGCCCAUGUGGAGAAGGUGGAACACCAGGAAGGAGAAGGGGACGUAGCUGGGAACAACAGCAGCAGCAGCAGCACUACUGUGUCUGCGGUGUUUGGCAGCUCCCUGCCUGCAGCGGACUAUGAAUUCAAUGUGUGGACCAAGCCUGACUGUGCUGAAACGGAGUAUGAAAAUGGGAACAGAUCCUGGUUUUAUUUCAGUGUGAAGGGAGGAGCUCCAGGCAAGCUGAUCAAAAUCAACAUCGUGAACAUGAACAAGCAGAGCAAACUCUAUUCCCAAGGCAUGUCGCCUUUCGUUAGGACCCUGCCUGUCAGGCCCCGCUGGGAGCGCAUCCGGGAGCGGCCCACCUUCGAGAUGAUGGAGACCCAGUUUGUGCUGUCCUUCGUGCACCGCUUCCUGGAGUACCGUGGCACCACCACCUACUUUGCCUUCUGUUACCCCUUCUCAUACACGGAGUGCCAGGAGAUGUUGGCACAGCUGGACAGCCGCUUCGAGGAGUGUAAAUACAUGUCACCCAGCAGGAGUGCUCAGCUGGUAUGUGGGGGCAGCUGCCCUUCCUUCCUCGACUGUCACAACUGCUCUUCAGGGCCUUUCUGCAUCUCCCCCCGCAGCACCCUCGACUCCAUCUAUUACCAUCGAGAGCUGCUGUGCCGCUCCCUGGACAAUCUGCGGGUGGACUUGCUCACCGUCACCUCGUGCCACGGCAUGAGGGAGGAGCGCGAGCCCAGGCUGGACAACGUAUUCCCUGACGAAGCCACUCCUCGUCCGCAUUGCUUUGCAGGGAAGAGGGUCUUCUUCCUGAGCAGCAGAGUUCACCCCGGGGAAACGCCCUCCAGCUUCGUCUUCAAUGGCUUCCUGGAGUUCAUCCUGCGGGAGGACGAUCCCCGCGCCCAGAUGCUGAGGCGCAUGUUUGUCUUCAAGCUCGUCCCCAUGCUGAACCCGGAUGGCGUGGUGCGAGGCCAUUACCGAACCGACGCCCGGGGGGUGAACCUGAACCGCCAGUAUCUGAGCCCUGAUGCAGAGCUGCACCCUGCUGUGUACGGAGCCAAAGCCGUGCUCCUUUACCAUCACAUCCACAGCCGUGGCCCAUCCGGCGCUCCCGACUGGAGAGCACACGCCUCCCCGCUCACCUCCACCUCGCUAAGCACAAAAUCUUCCAACCAUUCCAUCUGCAACUGCACCCUGGCCCCGGAGGCUCCUCUGUCGGAGCUGGAGAAAGCCAACAACCUCCGCAACCACCCCAGCACCUAUCGCACACUUUCUCAGGACCCCCAGCCGCUGGAAGCACCCGCUGCCGAGCUGGGGAACAAGGACCAAGCUGUGUGGAUCCUGCCUUCGGAGCCCACCGGGGAGCACUGUGAGAGGAAAGCCGAGACCCCCCUGGAAGCCGUCCUGCCCCAGGAGAGCGGGCUGGCGUACUACGUGGAUCUGCACGGGCACGCCUCCAAGCGUGGCUGCUUCAUGUAUGGCAACAGCUUCAGCGAGGAGAACGCCCAGGUGGAAAAUAUGCUGUUCCCAAAACUCAUCUCCUUGAACUCAGCUCACUUUGACUUCAUGGGCUGCAACUUCUCAGAGAAGAACAUGUAUGCCAGAGACAAGCGGGACGGGCAGUCGAAGGAGGGCAGUGGACGCGUGGCUAUCUACAAGGCCUCGGGCAUCAUUCACAGCUACACACUGGAGUGCAACUAUAACACCGGGCGCUCAGUGAACAGCAUCCCCAUGGCCUGCCACGACAAUGGGCGGGCGAGCCCUCCACCCCCUCCAACCUUCCCCACUAAGUACACCGUGGAGCUGUUUGAGCAGGUUGGGCGGGCGCUGGCCAUCGCGGCGCUGGACAUGGCAGAAUGUAACCCCUGGUCCCGGCUCAUCAUGUCUGAACACAGCAGCCUCAACAACCUGCGAGCCUGGAUGCUGAAGCACGUGCGCAACCUGAAGGGCAUGGCUGCAUUCUCCCGCAAGAAAGGCUCCAACGGGCUGCCCGCCGUGAGCUCCGAGAAUGCCCUCUCCCGGGCCAGGAGCUCCAACCACAGCACCAGUGGGAGCAGCGGCAGCCAGCAGAACUCGCCCCAGAUCAAAGCCUCACCCAGCUUCACCUUCAGCUGUAACAGGGCGGGUGGCCCCGCAGGCGGGAGUCAGAGCCCUCAGAAAGGCAGCCCGAGGGUCCUGGCACCAGUGAGAGAGCCCCGCGUGCAGGACAAACGGCGCCAGCAGCACCUGACUCUGCUGCGAGCAGCGACCAGCAGCAUCCAGCCACCAGCGCCUCUCCCUCCCUGUGCCAGGCGUCUGUCCCAGCCUCCGCCGCCCGCCAGCCUGCGCCCCUGCUCCCUGCCAGCCUCCCUCAGCCUGUCAGGGACCUCGCCCACGGGCACUAAGGCCGGGGCUCUGGUGAUCACCAGCCGUGGACUUCAGGCAGCCGAGCACGGCCGGGAAGAGCCGAAGACCCCCUAUGGCAUGGCGCUGGUGCAGAACCUUCCGAAGAGGCUGAGCACCAGGAAAGUCCUGGAACCACCCAGCCUGGGGCCGCUACGCCCCAGCAGGAUCCCCAUCCGCAAGAAGGCACCAGCAUGCGCCCCGAGUUUGCUGGGGCUCGGCAGCGAGAGCACCUCAGCCCUCAAGGUCUGGAAAUACACCCACGCUGGAGCCCUGGCCCAAAGGUCUCUGCCAGCGUUCCCAGAGGACACCGCAUCACUCAGCGUGGGGAUGCAGACAACAGAGCCGCUCUUCAUCUGCGACGACCCCGAGGGCCUGCUCAGCGAGCAUCUGCCAAGCCGGGCCCCCGACUCGCCCCCGCUCAGCUCCUACCACAAGAUCCUGUCCUUCUGCACUGAAGCCUGAGAGCAGCCACCGGCUCCAGCCUUCGCCUGUCUGCACUCACCUCCGUCUCCAGCUGGGUGCAGCCCCUGCCCCCGCGCUGCAGGGGACGUCGGGCUGAGCCGAGCAGCAUCCCCACCCUGCCCAGGGCUUGCUCUGCCUCCCCUUGCAAACCAAAGCUGUUAUGGAGGGAGAGUCUCCACCCAGCCCUGCUCGCCCUGCAGGGUCCGUGCCCAGCACCUCCCUGCCCGGCCAUUGCUGGAGCAGCCUGAGCAGAGAGGGGCACUGCUGGUCUCCCCAGCUAGUCCCAGAGCCCUGUGCAGGUCCCCGCUAACCUCCAGCCAGCUGGCUGAUUUGGGUCACAAGUUUGGGGGUGCCAACAGCAGCCAUGGUGCCAGGGGCUGGAGAUGGGGGUGAUGCCUGGGGAGCCGCUGCAGACACCAUCACUCUGCGUGUCUCCCUGGGCAGUGGGGAGACUUGGGCAGGGCUAGGCACUGGGUCAGGCUGCUGCACUAGCCCCUAGGCUGGGGUGCAGGAGAAUCAACCCGGGGCAAAGGGCUUUCUAGCAGGGGCCAGCUGGUGCCAGGGAGGCACCGCCCUUCUCCCCGUCCACUAAGCCAAAGCUCCCAUGGUGUGUCUCAGAACCCGGCCCGUGGGCAGCUCCCUCCUGCCACAGUGAGGCCUUGGGGGGCCGUGGCCUGCUGGGAUGGUGUCUCCCCACAGUAGCUGUCCUGCUUCAGGGAUUGGCCCCUGCCCCACACCCAGCAGGGCUGUGGAGGCAACUUGAGGGAGUGUCCGUGGGCGUGUCCUCGGGCAGAACCUCAGUGGGCUCCAGGGUCCCAGGCCGGGUAUCUCCAGUCAGGGCUCUCCCCGGCACACCCCAUGGGAACAGUUUGUAACCGGGGCAGGCUCUUGCUAAGGCUACUUCAUGAGCAGAACCAAGUCAGGCCCCGGAGCUGCAGGUCGGUUCCCAUCCCCGUGCCUGGGCCCCAGGCUAGCCGCUUUGGCCAGCCCCUCCCUGUUAAGCACAACUCCGUGUGGGCAGGGGCAGGGCUGGAGCAGCCCUGCAGCCAGCCACCAAGGCAGAGCCAUUCUCCUGCUGCUGCAGUCGGUCGCUGCCUCCCACUCGGCCGAGCCGCUAGAGUUGUUCAUGGGUUUGAAGCUAUUUUUAUGAGAUCGGGUUUGUCUUGUAACGUGUUUCUAUUAAAGUUUGUUUGGAAGAAA